AUGCGCUCCCUUCAAUUCUUGCCACUGGCGCUCGCCGUCGUGGCCGCCGCCCAAGUUCCGACAAACAGGUUCAUUGUUGAAUUUGCCGAAACCUCUCUCUUUCGAGCCGAGAACCACAUCAACGCGACAGACGGCAUCAACGUGCUCCAGACUUUUGAGUCGGACGUCUUCCGUGGAGCCAGCAUAGAGCUUGACGGCGUGACCCCUGACGACGUCCUAGCCCUUUCCGAAGUCAUAGCCAUCUGGCCAAACGAACGAGUCGAGCUUCUUGCCCCUGUCAAGCAGCAGACCGCCGCCGAUGAGAACGCCGCCGCCGAGUAUGCCGUUCACUGGGCCACGGGCGUCGAAGAGCUACACAAGCAGGGCAUCUAUGGGGAGGGUGCCAAGAUCGGCAUCAUCGACACAGGGAUCUGGUACAACCACAACGCGCUUGGUGGUGCCUUUGGCGAUGGUUCCACGGUCGUAGGCGGGUAUGACUUUGUUGGUGAUUCCGAAUGGACCCCCGGCCAGGCCAAGAAUCCCGACGAGGACCCGAUCGAUCAACAAGGCCAUGGUACGCACGUUGCUGGUAUCAUUGCCGGCAAUUCAUCGACGGGUUGGCUAGGUGUCGCCCCGCGAGCAUCAUUGUAUGCAUACAAGAUCUUUAGCACGGGCUCGACGACCGACACCGCCACCAUCAUCGAGGCCCUUCUCCGGGCAUAUACCGAUGAUGUUGACAUCAUCACGGCAAGCAUUAGCGGCGCAGGUGGCUUCGCGAACAACCCCUGGGCUAUCGUUGCGACUAGGCUUGUUACCAAAGGGUUCAUCAUCACCAUUGCCGCCGGAGACUCUGGUGAGGAUGGGCCAUUCUCCAUCGGCUCUGGAGGCUCCGGUGACGGCGUUCUUGCCGUCGCCAGCGCGCAUGUCCAGGCUUCGAAGAAUCAGACCCUUCCCAGCUCGUUCACGUCAUGGGGUGGCCUGUUCGACCUGAACUCCAAGCCAGACAUCUCGGCCCCUGGAACGGACAUCUUCAGCGCAUGGCUCGGCGAGGGAGAUGGUGAGGGCUCCUUCGCCUUGCUGAGCGGGACAGCAAUGGCAACGCCCUACGUAGCCGGCGUGGCGGCCCUGUGGGUGGGAAACUUCGGUAACAAGAAGAGUCAUACGGCUGUAUAUGCAAAAUACAUCACCAUGAGGAUCAUCAACUCCGGCAAGGCACUUCCGUGGCUGAACUACGAUGGAACCGCCAACACUGCCUUCAGAGCCCCUCCGCAGCAAGUUGGCUCAGGCCUUGUCAACGCUGCGCAAGUCAUCGAGCAGGUCACUAGCUUGGCGUACAAGCGAUUCUCGCUCAACGAUACCGACAAUUUCCAGUCGAGCCAGGUGUUUACCAUCGAAAACACUGCCCAAGUGCCUGUAGUCUUUACCUUCGAGCACUCGAGCGGGGCUGGCUUUGAGAUCCUCACGGACUCUGAUCCUGCGCAGCCAGAUAAGGUCCCUCGAAUUCGAACUCGGGAGGAGCUUGAGCCUAAGCGCUUUGAGGCCAGUGUGGAGUUACCGUCGAGUGUUACGCUGGGUAAAUAUGAGACAAGGCAGAUUGAAUUCGUGUUCACACCACCAACCAGUCUUGACGCAUCCAAACUGCCGGUCUACGGCGGUAUCAUUAGUGUCAAGUCGAAUACUACUGACGUAUUGGUCGUGCCGUACCAGGGCGUUGGUUUCAGCUUGAAGGAGCAGUUCAGCAAGCACUUGUUUGCGGGCUCGUAUCCUCAGCUUGGAUCGGCACCGGCCAAGAAUAAGACGAGCUUCACCUUUGACCUGAGUCUGCCGGCGCAAGACUUUCCCAAGAUCUUCUGGAGUCUAAACUGGGGAACCACAGAGCUUCGGUUCGACAUCUACGGUCCUGGCUUUUCUGCUGAGAGUGACUGGGUCUAUCCCCCCGCCGUUGGCGAGAACAACUACAUUGGCUCCACCGCCCCUUGGAUCAAAGCCAACGGCGUCGAGACAUUCGAUCCGUCCAAAGACGACAAGGAAGACACCUACACGUUCCCCUUAACCAACGUCAACAGGGACGCGGAUAGCUCCGUUAACAGCGUUUUCUGGCUGGGAAAGCUCGCCAAUGGGACAUACAUCCAGCCAGGCACCUACACCAUUCGCUUCGGGGCUUUGAUCCCUUUCUCUGACCCUAAAAAUCACGAGAGCUGGAGCACCUUGACGCAAGAAAUUCAAGUGGUCAAGAAAUGCAAGCGCGCCGUCAGCACUGCAUAG
Clonostachys rhizophaga is the source of this 2244-nucleotide messenger RNA. Lineage: Eukaryota; Fungi; Ascomycota; Sordariomycetes; Hypocreales; Bionectriaceae. The record is from the annotation of a GenBank genome assembly.